GUUAUAAGGGAAAAUGCAGGCAUGCAAGAAGUCUGUAAUUUUAAUUAAUAUAAUAUUAUCUUAAUAAUACUAUAAACGUCGUGUUUAGUUUCAUGUAUGUAUAUUAUCAUAUGAUAUUUUAAAAUGUUAGCUCAACAAAUGUUUAUCAUGAAAUUUAAAAAAAAAGUAUACUUUAGCAAAGCGUUUAUUAAAAAUAGACAUUAAGUAUUAAUUGCACAUGUAUCUUACUUGCAUAAAGAAAUUAUAAAUGUAAUACUGCCAUGAUUUACUUUGAAUCUGCAUUUAUUUGAUUGAGCACUACUGCCAUUUUUUAAAGUUUAGACAUGUAUAUGUACACUGAUACAAUGAAAACCCUGUUUAUAGUGUAAAUUAAUCAAGAAGCGUAAACUGUAAAUUUACUGUAGAGAUAUAUACAUAUAAUACAAUAAAUGUAGCUAUAAAUGUAAUAUUAUAUUAUAUACAUAUACACUAUGUGAGUGCAUAUAUAUAUAUAUGUAUACAUACAUACUAGUGUUAUAUAAUUCACUGUGUACUUUUUUUGACGGCUACGAACGUACGUUUGUUUCUGAUUAGCGAUUCAACUUGAAUGUCAGAAAGUGUAAAUUUACUUUAUCGAAAUCUAAUAAUAAAAAGCUUUCAAAGUUGAUUAUUUGAUUUUUUUGCGACGCAAAUCUAAUCCCGGUGUUACAUUUGAAACCCCUGCAAAAUUGAAAACAAUCCUAAAUUACUUACGCAUAUAUGUAUGUAUACACCUGUGCGGUGAAACCCAAUCAGCGCGCGAGAACUGGUUGGUCUAUUCACCUUGUCGCGGUUGCUCGAUCGCGUCGUCAUCUUUCGGUGACACUUGGCAGGCGCAACCUAACCUUAAACCUUCUACCCUGGAGAGCGGCUGUAUGUAUAGGAUAUAUAUCGCAUACACGCACGCACACCGUCAGACUUUUACCUUUUUCUCAAACGUUUGCAAACUCAUUAUUUAUAUUGGUGCUCUCCUCUGUCGCUCUGCUGGACAUUCGUUGCUCUGAAACAGAAAAAUUACUUGAAGGCACAUAAGGCACAUACACCGAAAUACGGCGUCGAUAAUGCAGCGAUAGGAAGAAGCGAUAGCAAAAUCGCAGUGAAGCCGGGGCAGGAGGCAAUAAAAAUAUAGAGGGGAGUAACGGACGAUCCGCCGCCGACGCUGCCGAGUGCCGACGACGACGACGCAGACAGGCAGCUGCAGCAGCCAGACUCGACACAGAGUGCGCGGGCCGUAAAAUACGAUAUAUGUUCUGAGACAAGCACCGACAACAUGAUCAAGAGCGGCGAAGAUAAUCUUCGGCAGCAGUACGUCCAGACAGUGGAGUUUACUGGCCGAGAGGAUCAUCAAACAGUUGAAAUUGUGAGCACUAAAGUCGAUGUAAUACCAUCGCCUGGCGGUCACAACCAUGGAAGUUCAAAAGUGAAAUUAAAAAAUAUCGUUGACUUCACUUGGGAACACAGGUACUAUGUUGGUCAGCUGUUGGCAGUUCAUAUGUCUGGAAAAUAUCUUGCCUACGGUAUAAAAGCUGGAAAUGGCAAUGGAGUAGUGCGGGUUGUAAAUAAAGAACUGGAACAGAGAACGCUCAUCAGAGGCAUGCGAGGCCUCAUUCAGGAUCUUGCUUUUGCACAUGUUUCAAAUCCUAUUUUAGCAUGUGUUGACUAUACAGGAAGUUUAUUUGUCUAUUCUAUUGAAGCUACAAGUAGCGAGUUAAUAUGCAGUCGAGUUUUACAAGUUGAUGCAGAUGAUCCUUCACCUAUGAGUCACAGAGUUAUAUGGUGCCCAUAUAUUCCUGAAGAGGAGGCAACAGAUGGAGAUGAAGUUUCAAAAUUACUAGCACUCACUAGAGGUUCAAAGGCGGAGUUGUGGUCCAUAGCAGCUGCAUCUCGACUUUUUAAUACUGCAAUCAAGGCCACGGAUCCAGAGAUAAAAGAAAAUAGUGUAAUGCUGGAAAUCUAUCAACACUCUGGAACUAUCGUUGAGGCAACAUUUAGCCCAGAUGGUACUGCGCUUGCAACAGCCAGCUCCGAUGGUGAAGUCAAAUUUUUCCAGGUUUACUUACAUGGGGCAACAUGUGGACAGCAGCCACCUAGAUGUUUACAUCAGUGGAGACCUCAUGAUGGAAAACCCAUAUCUUCCCUCUUUUUCUUAGAUGAUCACAAAAACUAUCAUCCUGAUGCGCAGUUCUGGAGGUUUGCUGUCACAGGAUGCGAUAAUAAUUCAGAACUUAAAGUCUGGUCUUGUGAAUUGUGGACUUGUUUGCAAACCAUCAAAUUUUCACCUAUGCCCAAUACGCAAAAGACACCAGUGUUAAAGGCCAGGUUGGAUCUUGCUGCCAGUUAUCUCCUGCUCUCGGAUAUCUAUAACAAAGUACUGUACAUACUAAGUAUUUCAAAAGACAGCGAGGAGGCAGUGGCUUGUAUAACCACGGUGUCCGAGUUCCUGUUGCCAUAUCCCAUUUUGAGCUUUGCAAUAGUGGAUGCAGGUCAAAGGCGAUUGAAGCCCACUAGCGAAUCGUUGGAAGAUUUAUGUCCAUGCGACGAUGAAAACGAAGAUCAACUUGUAAUAAGAAUGUACCUUGUUCAGCCAAAAUCUCUGCAAGAGUGUCAUAUUGCUUUUAGGCCUCCCAUGCAAAUGAGUGGAAACUGUCUGAUGGAUACAUUGACGCAUGAUUCAUUAGUAUAUUCCGAAGAUCCGCUUGAUAUUGGAGCAAUCAGUUACAAUAGUAUUAUUGUUGGAGUGAAUGAUGAUGACGAAGGGGAAAACGGAGAAGAAGACGCAAACAUAACCGAAGCGGUUGAACUGACCAAUCACACGGCUCAAUUGAACUUAAUGACACCCGAUGCCUUCAGCUCACCUGCCAAAAAAGAAAGUGCAUUGGAUUCGAAAUCUUCUAGUCCACAGUUAGGAAAUAUUGAAUCGGCUAGUCCUUCUAUAGCGCAAACCGUACAAGCACUUAAUGCAGCAGAUCAACCGCUUGCCACUAGUAAACUUGAAGAACAAGCACCACCUAGCGGUGGGAGCAGCCCUUCAAGAGAAGUUUGUGAAAUCUUGUCACUUGCUGAACCCGAAGAAAGUGAAACUGAUGCUAAGCCAGAGCCGACUACCGCAAAUAAUGAAAACUGGUCGCAAAUUCCUAUGUGCCUGAUAAAAGAUGCAAUUCAUGCGAUGCAGGAGCAAGGAAAGGAAGACGUGGCUGACGGCCAACUAAACAUAAAAAAAGAACCUUCGCCAGUGCUAGUAGUACCAGAGGACACACAAAGCAAGUGGAACUUUACUAACGAUAUCUAUGCAAUCACGAACAAACUUGACUCCGUUCUUGAGCUUAUUCAGGAUCAGCAACAGGAAAUCAGUGAACUUAGAAUUGAGGUGACAAGACUUCGUCAAGAAACUCCUUUGACGAACCGAGUGGAAUCUGCGCUCGCGAAAGCUACUCAGCAACAAAAUGCAAACAUCGAGCAGACGUUAUCUAAUCAAGUAACGCAACAGCGCGAAUUCCUUAACAGUCUUGAAGUCGCUGUGAAGGAAAACAUCGAGAAAACUAUACCAAUGGUUGUUCAGGAUAUUGUAGAGCCGUUGAAAAGACAGUUGAGGAUAGACGCUUCACAAAUCGAUGGGAUUGUGAAAGACAAUAUGACGAAAAUGCUGGGUGGGCCACAGGUUCGAGAAGCAGUUUCAGUAGCAGCAGCGAAUGCUGCAAGACCAGCGCUGGAACACGCUUUUAGAGAAGCCUUUACGGGCAUUCUGAUGCCCGGCAUGGAGAAGGCUUGUCAAAAUAUGUUUAAGCAAGUUCAGGACGCUUUUCUUAUCGGUACUCGAGAAUAUCUUCAAAACGUUGACUCCAUCAUGGAUAAACAAUAUCAGCGGCAAAAUAAACAACAAAGCGAGGCUUUGGCUAAUGCAGUGCGCGAAGAGAUGCAAAACGAAUUUUCUAGAGGUUUGUCAAUGAUGCAGGAGAACACUAUUCGAAGUGUACGCGACUCAGUGAGAGAAAACUUUACUCAACAUAUGUCAGACAUUUCCGGUAUACGCUCAAGAGCGACAACUCCUGGUCUGCCUGGUCCAACGGUGGCCGAUGCACAAGCACGAGUCAUGUCGCUACUACAGCGAGGACAAUUGAAUGCGGCAUUCCAACAGGCACUGAGCGCCAGCGAUCUUGGUCUGGUGGUGCUGGUUUGCGAUAACACAGAUCCUGCUAGAGUGUUCUCAGCAUCUAUGGGUCCAGGUCAGGGCUCAAGGUGUGUGCUGCAGCAACCCGUUUUGUUGUCGCUCGUCCAGCAACUAUCUGCGAAUUUGGGCCACAGAACUGAAUUAAAACACAGAUGGCUGGAAGAAGCUGUAAUUAGUUUGGACCCAAGCGAUCCAGUGACGCGUGAACAUAUGUUAACGGUAUUGUUGACAUUGCAAAAUCAAGUGGCUGCUUUUAUAACUGCGAACCCGAAUCACCGAUCAGUAAGGCGAUUGAAAAUGGUUGCGAUGGCUGCCCACGCUCUUUUGAAACCUUCAUAAGCUUUCUUAAUGUUAUAAACAAUAACGAUAUAGAGAUUUUUCAUUUUGCGAUAACUUUUUAAAGUAUAAAAUAGUUUCUGCGUAUUCGUCGCAUAUAAGACUGGAGAUAAGUUUUAUUUAACGUACAUUAUCAUCAAUGAAUGAAUGGUGUUGAAUUUAUUAUUUUAUCUAAAAAUUUAUUUAAAAAUAUAUAAAGUUGGUUUAAGAAACAUUUUAGUUGAAAGUAAAGUCUUGCCUAUGGAACUUUUAUACCGAAAUUUGAUGGAAAAUGUACAUUAAAAAAUCUCCCCUUCUAUAACAAUUUUUUAUUAUUUUACAAAAUAUUUCGUUUUAAACAGGUCUAGUUUAUUUUAUUAUACAGUUUGUGAACUUUUUUACUGUUUAGUUGCGUUUCUUUUGUUUGCUAGAUAAAGUUUCGUCUAAGAAGGUGAUAAUAAAAAUUAGAAUAAUAAUAACACUUUCUAUUUGCAUAACGCGAAAAGUCAAAGUUAAAUAAAUACUUUAUUCUUAUUAAUUGAACAAAUGUAUUAUAAUAAAAAAGUAAAAAA
Nasonia vitripennis (jewel wasp) is the source of this 5073-nucleotide messenger RNA. It is a transcript of the gene Ge-1, whose product is annotated as enhancer of mRNA-decapping protein 4. Lineage: Eukaryota; Metazoa; Arthropoda; Insecta; Hymenoptera; Pteromalidae. The record is from RefSeq and is a predicted model, not a curated record. Gene Ontology annotation, cellular component: P-body. Gene Ontology annotation, molecular function: protein binding. Gene Ontology annotation, biological process: deadenylation-independent decapping of nuclear-transcribed mRNA. Bases 1289 to 4525 code for a protein of 1078 amino acids. The transcript has 12 exons.